Phodopus roborovskii (desert hamster) is the source of this 5380-nucleotide messenger RNA. RefSeq names its product protein kinase C epsilon (gene Prkce). The record is from RefSeq and is a predicted model, not a curated record. NCBI's taxonomy places the organism in Eukaryota, Metazoa, Chordata, Mammalia, Rodentia, Cricetidae. Gene Ontology annotation, biological process: intracellular signal transduction; peptidyl-serine phosphorylation. The transcript has 15 exons. Gene Ontology annotation, molecular function: diacylglycerol-dependent, calcium-independent serine/threonine kinase activity; ATP binding. The coding region runs from base 1 to 2214 and encodes 737 amino acids.
AUGGUAGUGUUCAAUGGCCUUCUUAAGAUCAAAAUCUGUGAGGCCGUGAGCUUGAAGCCCACAGCCUGGUCGCUGCGCCAUGCGGUGGGACCCCGGCCACAGACUUUUCUUCUGGACCCCUACAUUGCUCUCAACGUGGACGACUCGCGCAUCGGCCAAACAGCCACCAAGCAGAAGACCAACAGCCCGGCCUGGCACGAUGAGUUCGUCACCGAUGUGUGCAAUGGGCGCAAGAUCGAGCUGGCUGUCUUUCACGAUGCUCCUAUAGGCUACGAUGACUUCGUGGCCAACUGCACCAUCCAGUUCGAGGAGCUGCUGCAGAAUGGGAGCCGUCACUUCGAGGAUUGGAUUGAUCUGGAGCCAGAAGGAAAGGUGUAUGUGAUCAUCGAUCUCUCAGGGUCAUCAGGCGAAGCCCCCAAAGACAAUGAAGAGCGAGUGUUCAGGGAGCGUAUGCGGCCCAGGAAGCGGCAAGGGGCUGUCAGGCGCAGGGUUCACCAGGUCAAUGGCCACAAGUUCAUGGCCACCUACCUUCGGCAGCCCACCUACUGCUCCCACUGCAGAGAUUUCAUCUGGGGUGUCAUAGGAAAACAGGGAUACCAAUGUCAAGUUUGCACUUGCGUCGUCCACAAGCGAUGCCAUGAGCUCAUUAUUACGAAGUGUGCUGGGCUAAAGAAACAGGAAACUCCCGACGAGGUGGGCUCCCAACGGUUCAGUGUCAACAUGCCCCACAAGUUCGGGAUCCACAACUACAAGGUUCCCACGUUCUGUGACCACUGUGGGUCCCUGCUCUGGGGCCUCUUACGGCAGGGCUUACAGUGUAAAGUCUGCAAAAUGAAUGUUCACCGUCGAUGUGAGACCAACGUGGCUCCCAACUGUGGGGUGGAUGCCAGAGGAAUCGCCAAAGUGCUGGCUGACCUCGGUGUCACUCCAGACAAAAUCACCAACAGCGGCCAGCGGAGGAAAAAGCUCGUUGCUGGUGCUGAGUCACCACAGCCGACUUCUGGAAACUCUCCAACUGCAGAUGAUCGAUCAAAGUCAGCGCCCACCUCCCCUUGUGACCAGGAACUAAAAGAACUUGAAAACAACAUCCGGAAGGCCUUGUCAUUUGACAACCGAGGAGAGGAACACAGGGCAUCUUCAUCUACUGAUGGCCAACUGGCAAGCCCAGGCGAGAACGGUGAAGUACGGCAAGGCCAGGCCAAGCGCUUGGGCCUGGAUGAGUUCAACUUCAUCAAGGUGUUGGGCAAAGGCAGCUUUGGCAAGGUCAUGCUGGCGGAACUCAAGGGCAAAGAUGAAGUCUAUGCUGUGAAGGUCUUAAAGAAGGAUGUCAUCCUCCAGGAUGACGACGUGGACUGCACAAUGACAGAGAAGAGGAUUUUGGCUCUGGCACGGAAACACCCUUAUCUAACCCAACUCUAUUGCUGCUUCCAGACCAAGGACCGCCUCUUCUUUGUCAUGGAAUAUGUGAACGGUGGAGACCUCAUGUUCCAGAUCCAGCGGUCCCGAAAAUUCGACGAGCCUCGUUCUCGGUUCUAUGCUGCAGAGGUCACGUCUGCUCUCAUGUUCCUCCACCAACAUGGCGUGAUCUACAGGGAUUUGAAACUGGACAACAUUCUUCUAGAUGCAGAAGGUCACUGCAAGCUGGCUGAUUUCGGGAUGUGCAAAGAAGGGAUUCUGAAUGGUGUGACAACUACCACCUUCUGUGGGACUCCUGACUACAUAGCCCCCGAGAUCCUGCAGGAGUUGGAGUAUGGCCCCUCAGUGGACUGGUGGGCUCUGGGGGUGCUGAUGUAUGAGAUGAUGGCUGGGCAGCCCCCCUUUGAAGCCGACAACGAGGACGACUUGUUCGAAUCCAUCCUUCACGAUGACGUGCUGUACCCUGUCUGGCUCAGCAAGGAGGCUGUCAGCAUCUUAAAAGCUUUCAUGACCAAGAACCCCCACAAGCGCCUGGGCUGUGUGGCAGCACAGAAUGGGGAAGAUGCCAUCAAGCAGCACCCAUUCUUCAAGGAGAUUGACUGGGUACUGCUGGAGCAGAAGAAAAUCAAGCCCCCUUUCAAGCCGAGAAUUAAAACCAAAAGAGAUGUCAAUAACUUUGACCAAGACUUUACCCGGGAAGAGCCGAUACUUACGCUUGUGGAUGAAGCAAUCGUGAAACAGAUCAACCAGGAAGAAUUCAAAGGCUUCUCCUACUUUGGCGAAGACCUGAUGCCCUGAGAAGCUGCUUCAGGGGGAGUUAGCUGAAGCUUCAAGGAGGAUGCUGAGAAAAAUCCCAUGUUGCAGAGGCUCAGAAGGUCUCAAACCAUUCCUCCACCCCAGAGCCCCAGCCCCAUGUCCACUCUAUUUAUUGCAAUCCCUCACCCCGGCCAUGUCCUUCCCCACCCUCCCAGUGACCAGAAGGCACUCAUGGGUCUAGACUCAAUCAGGAACACAGAUGAUUUGAAUGGUGUCUGCUCUGUGGGUAGCUGUGUGCAGUGCUGGAUUGGAUUGUCUGUUGUCCAUCCACAACCCUAAAGCAACUUCGGUUCUUUUAUUACAAAGGAAAACCAAACCAACCAACCCAACGCAAAGAUUCUGGCUCUGCCACUGGAUAUGGAACCCUGACUCUUUUCUCCUUCCUCCUGUUCCCCAGCCUGCCAUCCCUGCCCUUCUACAUAGGACAAGAGACUGGUACUUCUUCCACAUAAGGACGGUGCCCGAAGGCAUCCCCCUUGAUGGGAGGAGCCUGGGGAUGCUCAGGCUGGCCAAUUGUGUCCGUUUGCUCUGGAAUUGCACAUCCCUGCUUGCUUUGGUUUUAGCUUUUUUGAGCAUGCCAAAGUUAUGUACGUUUGUAUCUCAUGGAAGAAAUCAUUUUCAUUUUGAACUCUUAACAUUUCAAAACAAACAAACAAAAAAACUGUUACCAAGUUCACUUUCUAAUUGGCCAAAAGAUAGACAUCCCAGUGUGAAUGCAGGUAGAUAUUAAAGGGCUAAUCCACAGCGAGAAUCCAGUCAUCCAAAGUUUAUUAGUAAUGCUUUAGUGAUACAUGAGGGCUAUGCAAAGACAGCAGUGGAAACUCUGGCUUCUAAUCGUCAGAAUUCUCCCUGAGCACAAAGGCCACCAGAGCAACAGCCAAGACCCUGAGGUUCCAGAAAAAUUCCACCCCCAUAUUCUCUCUCCAAGUAUUUUUUUCUCCCAAGUUCCCAGUAUAAACUCUAUUUUCUGUGCACUUCUACAAAAAAUGGUAGUACCACUUGUGGCUUGAAACACUCAGUAUGUAAAAUGAAGUACUGGAAGGAAACUCAGCCUGGGUCAGGCAGAAGGUGUCAGGAGACUGAUGAGCAAGGGAUUUGAAGACUGACAAGGUAGUGGGAUGUGGCCAGAGUUUUGGUGACAUGCGAUGGCAACUCACAUGGACUCUAUUUAAUGGACUGAUGUUACCUCCUGUAGAUAUGGUGACAGUGUUAGUCUUUGACUCCUAAGGGUUCUCUGUGGCUUUGUGUAUAUGUUCUCUGAAGGUUAUUUGAUUACCUAUUUUACUGAACUUAUUUAGCAGGGAAUGGAAUCCAUUCCAACUGUUGCACGUGGAUUUCCCAAUUGCCCCCAAAUAUAUAUAUAUAUAUAUAUAUAUAUAUAUAUAUAUAUAUAUAUAUAUAGUGAGUGGCAUUAAUGAAGCUUUUUGCCUUUUGUACAUUUAAGAUUUUUCUUUUUUUUCUUUUUUUUUGUAUAUAAUGUUUGCUGCAAGGCCUGUGGAAUUAAUUCAUUGAAUAUAGAGGUAUCAACUGCUGCAUGUUCUGGCAUCUUAUAAAACUUUAGUCAAUGAAAGAAUAACUAUAAUAAUGUCCAGGUGCGACCCUCCUAUCAGCUAUUGGUUCAAGUUACUGAGAGAGAGGUAUGCUUUUUCCUAGGGAGGGCUGGGGUCCUUUAUGUUGUUUAUUUCCUCUUGGGUUGAAGAUGUAACCAUAUGAUGAUGAGCUAUAUUAAAUUCGCACUUGGUUCUCCUGAGCUCCAUCACGCCCUGAUAGAGAUGGCAGAUGGAGAGGAAUGUUCUCCAUAGUGGUUGCCAAGCUCAGACAGUGACUAUUUUGAGCCCAUACUCAACAUGUCCCUAUUUGCAUCUGGCUGGUCACAGCCCUCGUUACUGAUGGUGACCUUCAGUUCUCUUCUGCUUUUUUUUUUUUUUUUAAUGAAAAAACUCAGGUGUAACUGUGAUCUGUUCUUAUGAUGAUUGCAAAUAUUAAAUACUAUGCUGUAUUGAUCUGUAUGUUUGGCAUACCAGGGAAGUGAUGAAGAACACUAGGUUAAUUUAAUUUAUCUUCAGUGACUUGACAUACUGGGGGAGGACUAUCUUUUGGAGUGGUAACAAGCACAGAAAUAUCUUCAUGGUGGUAUCAUCUCAUUGUUUAGAAAAACAUGAUAAUACGCCCUCAUACUCAGAUAUACUCAAUUUCUUUCUCUCUCUCUCUCUCUCUCUCUCUCUCUCUCUCUCUCUCUCUGUCUCUCUCUCUCCCUCUCCCUCUCUCCCUCCUUCCCUCCCCGGCUUCCUUUACUGUUGUGAAUGUUGGAAAGCCAAGGCCAAUAUCAAGUGGCUGUUUUCCAGGGCACAUGACAGUGGGGGCUAGGUGCUUCCUCCUGGCCAACCAGCACUGUUGCUGGGAAAUCAAACAAUACAUUCCACCAGCGAGCAGUAGGCAGUCAGCCCCCUGGCUCCCUUUCGGUGCCCAUAACCGGCAGGUUGAGAUGCCUAUGGCCAAUGCAGUUCUCACACUGGCAGGCUUGAAUCCAGGGGAGACCUACACUUGUGUAGGAUGUGUACGGAGUCCUUUCAGGAAGAACUCAGCACUAUGUGGCUCAGUGGUAGAACUCUUGCCUAGCUGGUGUAGAGCUCUGUGCUCAGGCUCCAGUAUAACAGAGAAGAGCAAAGACAGGGGAUGACCACACUGAUAAAUUUCUGCCAGUUCCUUCUCUUUUCAACGCUCACUCUCUUUCUUUUAGAGGAAAACAAAAAGUGGGGAAAAAAAAAAAGCCACAAACCUACAUGAAGGAUAGUAUCUUCUCCCUUCCUCUCAUUGAUGGACUUUGUGAAGUAGAAACAUACUUUUUUUUCUUCCAAAGGUGAAAACACAAUUCAUUCUUGCUUUAAAACAAAAGAAGGCUUAAAAACAUUACCUCUUUUAAAAUGAUGUGCGAGAUAGUUCUGGCUAAAUAGAAAACGUGUUCAAUUUUAGGAGUUUUAUUUUGUAUUGUGAAGCUUUCUUUGUACAUUUCCCCCUUCCUUUCUGGAUGUGACUUUAAUCCAUUAGUGUCAUAAUUCAUUGUACACAUUAUUGUGCCAAAUGUACUGUCCUCAAAAGGGUGUGAGCGUGUAUUGUUCAAGGACGUAAUAAAUAUGAUGACGUUAAA